GCCACUCUGCCAGAUUGAUGCAUUCAGGGGGCUUCAAGCAGAGCAAAAAAGGGCUGUGCUCUAUUGUCUCCAUAUCGCACUGCCUCUUUAAAAUCAGAAAUGCAUGGACAGCUUCAAGGUGCCUCCCACUGAGAAAAGGCUUUAGAUGCAUGCACAGAGCCAGCGGAGCCAUCCUCCCCUGAGCAGCAGGGCAAACCUGCUUGGGAGAGAAAUGAUCGUUCAGCAAAGUCCUCUGGCUGCUUCCAGUGAUCCUUUCUCUGCUCCUGUGACAGCAGCACAUUUGCAGGGGACAAACCUGGAGGCUAUCCCCGUGGUGCCUGAGAACUCCAAGAAGAUGAGAGCAGAAGGAGAUAAAUGAGGCUGUUGCUCUAUAAUUUUACGGGGACAAACACAAGGUGACUCACUGCUCAGAAGGAAACUCUGGAUGAGGUCUCUUGCCUGCCAGCGUUGUACCCUGCCACACUCGGUAAUUCCAAUACGAAACCGAGGGCCAGCAAAGCCAUAUACGCCAUAACAAGACAGCCAUGGCCAUGGAGCAAGCUGAACAUAACUCAAAUGCCACCGUUAACCCUAACUUUGCUGCAAUCUACAAUCUCCACGAUGGGGAUUUAACCUCCUUGCGAAACUUCUCCUUCCCUUUCAAUUUCAGCUACAGUGAUUAUGACCUGCCACUGGACAGUGAAGAUGACAUGACCAAAACCAGAACCUUCUUUGCAGCUAAGAUUGUGAUUGGGGUGGCUCUGGUUGGCAUCAUGCUGGUGUGUGGCAUCGGCAACUUCAUCUUCAUUGCUGCUCUUGCCCGCUACAAGAAGCUGCGAAACCUCACCAACUUGCUGAUUGCCAACCUGGCCAUCUCUGACUUCAUUGUGGCUAUCGUGUGCUGUCCCUUCGAGAUGGACUAUUAUGUGGUGAGGCAGCUGUCCUGGGAGCAUGGCCACAUCCUCUGUGCCUCAGUCAACUACCUACGGACAGUCUCCCUCUAUGUUUCUACCAAUGCUCUCCUGGCUAUUGCUGUUGACAGGUAUCUGGCCAUUGUUCACCCACUGAAACCACGCAUGAAUUAUCAAACAGCAACCCUCCUAAUCGCCUUGGUCUGGAUCGUCUCCAUACUUGUAGCUAUCCCAUCUGCAUACUUUGCUACUGAAACAGUGUUAUUUAUAGUUAAAAACCAGAGGAAAAUUUUCUGUGGUCAAAUUUGGCCAAUUGACCAGCAGAUGUACUACAAAUCAUACUUCCUUUUCAUCUUUGGUAUUGAGUUCGUUGCACCUGUGAUUACAAUGACUUUGUGUUAUGCCAGGAUCUCUCGAGAGCUUUGGUUUAAAACCGUACCAGGAUUUCAGACAGAACAGAUCAGAAAGAGGCUACGAUGCAGAAGAAAAACUGUUAUGGUACUGAUGUGCAUCCUGACUGCCUAUGUUCUCUGCUGGGCACCUUUCUAUGGCUUCACAAUUGUCCGUGACUUUUUCCCCACCAUCUUUGUGAAAGAGAAGCAUUAUCUUACUGCUUUUUACAUAGUUCAAUGCAUUGCUAUGAGUAACAGCAUGAUAAACACCAUGUGUUUUGUAACUGUAAAAAAUAACACCAUGAAGUAUUUCAAGAAGAUCAUGUUGCUCAGAUGGAGAUCAACAUACAGUGCAAGCAAAUCUAGCACAGAUUUAGAUCUGAGAACAAGUGCAAUGCCAGUCACAGAGGAAGUAGACUGCAUAAAGCUGAAAUAAAUUUUCUGCCAUUAUAAUCUCAUAUAAUGCCUCUUCAGAAGCUUCUCCCUUGUUUGUGGCAAUACCCACCAUUGGUGAGAGUCCUAGAAAAGCAGCCUACUAUGCACAUCCACCAGAACUCUUUUCACUGGACUGCUGUAUAAUUCUGUAACUCGGACUGAUGCUGUGCUUCAGCCAUUUGUAUAUUUGGGAUGUAGACACUCAUUUCAGAGUUGUUUAAAAUUUAAGAUAAACAAAAAGGUUAAAUGCAUUAAAGCCUAUUACAACGAUGGAAGAGUUAAUUGCUGAUCCUAGCAAUGAUGUUCCUUUGUUUCUUCUCAAGAGAAAUCUCUUAACCCCUUUUAGCUUAUCAUUUGUACCUUUAAGCUAUUUGGUGUCCUUUUCCUUCUGCUCACAGGAAGAAGGAUGGCAAAAAAAAAAGCCCAUUUUGCUUCAUGUCACUCUUUAGCCUCUCAGUUUACCCCUCAUGAUGAAGCUCCUUGAAGUCUACAGGGCACCAGCUUUCUGCUGUCCAAUGUGCAGCAUGCUUUUAUGAAAGGCACAUUCUCUACAAAGCUAAAUACUGUUUCAAAGUCUAGUGAAAAUCUCAAGUUUCUUCCUGUGAUACCUUGUUUAAGAACAUUUUAUCAAUAUUCCACUCUGUAGUUUUAUGUAGUGUUACUCUAUUAUGUAUUUGGAAAUGGCACAGUUACAUGUUGAAGGGACCUGUUCCCUUCUCUCACCUUGAGGCAUUCUAAGGCCAGCUUCUGCUGCCUCAAGCCACUGAGCUCUUCACAGAAUCCACCACAAAACCUAACAGGUGGGGAACAUGUAAAGAUUGCCUAGUCUACCCCUCUGCUCAAGCAGGGUCAGCUAGGACAGGCUUCCCAAGACUCUGUCCAGUUAGGCUUUGACUGACUCCAGGGAUGAGGACUCUAUAGCUUCCCUGGAACAUCUGUGCAGUGUUCAACAGCCCUCACAGUAAAACCAUGUUUUCUAAUCUUGAGAUGGAAUUUCAUGUGUUUCAACUUGUUUUUUGGUGGGACCUAUAUAAAUCUAUAGUGCAUUAAUGGGAAAAAUUCCACCCUGCUGAACCAGGCUUAGAUAUCUUACCAAGUCUGUGUACACCUUCAAAAUAAAGUACAAGUAGGGCCAAAACAGCACAGAUAUCAUGAGACAAUCUGUCUUUCUGCAAGCAAUGGAGACAGACUCUAGGCUUCGGCAAGCUACUCACUGGCUGAGUAGCUCAUUGUCUGGUCAAAUGUGAGGCAACAACUCAAGAUGAAGUUUGCAUUUCCUCCCUCAGUGCUGUUUUACUAUUCUGAUUUUGUGCAACUAAAGAACAGGUGUUAAACUGAUAAUCAUGCUAAAGCAGGUGACAGUAGCAGUAAUACCUACUCAUGUAAACUACACAUAAGAUAUGGACUUUUGUGUAUUGAAAUGAAGUCUUUUCUAUUGUGAUGACAAAUGCUUCCUGUUUUAAACUAUGUGGUAUAGCCUACUUUUGGAGUAAGUGGCUUUUGUAAAUAACUUGUCUAUUUGUGAAUUUAAAGUGAGCAGCAAAUCCUGCUAAUAAACAUGGAGUAAACAGUAAACAUGGAGUC
This is a messenger RNA of Pezoporus occidentalis (night parrot), 3301 nucleotides long. It is a transcript of the gene PROKR1, whose product is annotated as prokineticin receptor 1. Bases 525 to 1718 code for a protein of 397 amino acids. Gene Ontology annotation, biological process: neuropeptide signaling pathway. Gene Ontology annotation, molecular function: neuropeptide Y receptor activity. Gene Ontology annotation, cellular component: plasma membrane. The record is from RefSeq and is a predicted model, not a curated record. Lineage: Eukaryota; Metazoa; Chordata; Aves; Psittaciformes; Psittacidae. The transcript is spliced from 3 exons.